Annulohypoxylon maeteangense is the source of this 2085-nucleotide messenger RNA. RefSeq names its product ankyrin. The record is from RefSeq and is a predicted model, not a curated record. Gene Ontology annotation, molecular function: protein binding. NCBI's taxonomy places the organism in Eukaryota, Fungi, Ascomycota, Sordariomycetes, Xylariales, Hypoxylaceae. The coding region runs from base 1 to 2085 and encodes 694 amino acids. The transcript has 2 exons.
AUGUCAAUUAUUUCGAGCAUGACAACCUUUCAAACCCUCCCAAAUGAGCUUCUCAUGGAGAUAGCAGGACACUUAGAGGACACCGAUUUGAACUCUCUUUCCAGAACUAGCCGUAAGCUUCACUCCAUCUCCAAUCCCAUGCUGUAUGUAUUGGCCUCGAGGAUACACCCUCAUCUCCUUUCUUGGGCAUGUGAAGUUGGCGCAACAGCUGUGGUACAGAAGCUGCUUGCGGCUGGAUCAAGCCCGAAUCUUCCGGCGUUCUUGCCUCUCUCACCAGAUCUCUACAACUUCAAUGGUCCCCCCGGAUGUCCAUUGGACAUUCUCGAGAAUAUAUAUGGGCACGACUGGUGGAAACGGCGAAUCAAUUCGGGAGUGAUAAUCGCGCGUGACAAUAUCAAGAUUUACGAUCCCGAACUACAUCCAAUCCCAGGACGAUAUAUAUGGUUGACAUAUUCGUACUGGUUCCCCCUUCACGCCGCCGUCCAAUCUGGUUCAGCUGAAAUCGUCAAGUUGCUAGUCAAUUCUGGCUCACAUCUGGAUUUACCUUCAAAUAUGUUAUGUUCCUGUCGGGCCAAUGGCAUUACCUCCCCCCAAGAACGUGGGCAAGCUGGUUGUUGGACCCCACUUCAUGCGGCACUAUGCUCUGGAGAUGAAGCAAUGGCGAACUUACUUCUAAGUCUUGGAGCAUCACCGGGUAUCGAGCUGCUCACCGGACAGUCAAACGCAUUGCACUGGGCGGCUCGAGCUGGUUUUAUCUCUACUAUACACCUCCUCAUAGAGGACCUCCAUGUCCCUGACGGAGCAACUCCUCUUAUGUGGGCACUGGGAACUAAGUCGAGCGUGAAGACAAUGGAUUGUCUUAUCCAACACGGUGCUGAUCUUGAGGCGAGAAUCACAAUCACCCACAAUGACUGCCGACAACCAACUGCUAUUUCCCAAGCUCUCGCUAACACAUGGACCGAAGAUGCUAAAUAUCUGAUCGAUGCUGGGGCCAAUAUCAAUCCCAUCCCGCCAUUUGGUUACUCCGCACUAGACUACUGUCUUUUUGCGUCUGGAAUUACUUUCCGCGACGAAGAGAUAUGGCAGUAUCGCCAGUUGUAUUCCUGUGGAAAAUCAUUCCAGGAUCAUCUGGCUCGACAUCAAGAGUGCGAGUACAAUGUUGGGCUAUUGGCACAUCGUCCUGCCCCUGGGGUUCCUCCUCCUGCUAAAAAGAUAACCAAAUCAGAAGUUUUUACGACAUUGGUACAGAAAGGUGCUCACCUCCUUGAUUUGUCACUGAUACGGGCAUCCAAACAUCACAAUCUGGCGCUGGUGAAGUACCUGAUUGAUCAAGGUGCUCGAGUCAACGCAGAAAAUGGAAACCAACUCGGCCUAUUUCCAUUACUUGCUGCAGUUUCGCACCGAAGCCUGGAAAACGCCAAAUCCCCACAUGAUACUAUCGACUACCUCCUCAAGCAUGGCGCGUAUCCUAACAAGCAAAACCGUUUCGGCCAGAGCGCCUUGAUGGAAAUCUGCAGUCGUAUAGAACGCAGCCCGAAACAGCUCAAGAUAAUCAAGCUACUAUUCCGUUAUGGCCUGGACCCUAACAUUAGUCAUCCUAGGCCAUCACCUCCGUGGCAUUUUUCCUAUUGGUCUCCAGCAUCGAUCACAGCUUUUCAAGCAGCCUUCUGCAUGUGGAAAGAAGAUAUCUGCCGUUACCUCAUGGAGAAAGGGGCAGAAAUCUCUCAUGAAAGAGGCGACCUUCGUCAUAUGAUAGAAUUUCGUGCGUUGCAUGGCGCGUACCACCAAAGUCUAGACGGCAUCAAGAACUGCCCCCACGAUCAAGAACUUGAAAAUCUGCCAGAUGGGGAGGAACGGGAGAGGCCCCGUAAUCCAGGGGAUGACUUUACUCAAAGUCGUGCUGACUGCGAUCGCUGUGCCCCCUUGUGCUACUUACUGGAGAUUGAUCAUGAUCGAUGGCUCGCGAAUGACCAAGAGUCGUUCUGGCUGGCUAGAUGUACCUGGUGGUUUCCAAUGGCCGAAUGCCUUAUUGAUCGAGGAGCUCCUAGCUCUUUUUGGACGUCAAAUCCCUGGAACCUACUCUAG